AGCGCCCUCGACGCGCGACGCGGCCAAUGGGACGCCGCCCCCUGGGGCGGUGCUGGGCGCCGAUUGGUUGGCAGGAGCCGGGCGCUGCGCAAAAACAGCGCAGCCGAGCGCUGCCCGCUCAGAAACUGCUGGCAGAGAUCUGAGGAGCCGGGCCGGGAGCGGAGCCGGGACGGGAGCGCAGCGGCGGCAGCACACACACAGACACAGGGGCUAGACGAGAGAGCUGCAAGAGAGGAAAAAAAAUCCCCACCGCGAUCGGCACCGCCGCAAAAGCAGAGUGAUGAUGAUGAUGAUGAACGUACUCGUAGCAAUAAGAGAAGAAAAGGAAAGACCUUUGACAGACGAGAGAAAAAUCUAAAAUACUUAAAUUAAAAAAAAAAAAAGGAAAUACCAGGGACAUCGGGGAAUGAAAGUUUUGGGUAGCUAAGCUGUUCUCUGCCUUUUUUUUUAAUAUGAAAUCCUUUUGCAGGUAAUUUUUUUUUUUUUUAAUUUCGCGGUUUUCUGCCUUUUCCUUGCAUCCAAAGAGGGCAUGCCCACCGGCUGUUCCAGCAGCAUCUACCCUCCAACUCCCACCAGGAAGACAAACCGAGGACAAUCUUGAAAUACAAAAAUUUCCUCCUUGGAAUUUGCUGCUGCUGCUGCUGUCUCCGCCGCCACUGCUGCUGCCGCGGUGCAGUGCCAAGACUCUCGGAAUAAAUAAAAGAGGGCUACAGUGUGUCUCUAGCUACAGCCGGCUAAUAGCUAUUUUAGUUGGCCGUAUAUUUCGAAGAUCACAGAUGAAGUGGGGACGCCUGUCUUCUUCGUUUGGUCAGCGUGUGAAACAAUAAUCCCCGUAACAAAAAGGAGGGAGAUGGGGGAGAAAAAAAAUCCUAACAUGAAUCAGAAGAAAUAGUAUCUAGCACCCCCCCAGCCCCCCAACCAACCUCUUCCCCCCUCCCCUUCCCCCGAUCCCUCUCUCUCUCUCUCUCUCUCCACACGCUUGCAGGCGCGGACACGCGCGCGCGCGCACACGGACACACAGACGCGCGCACACACAGACACACACACACACACACACUGUACUGUGUAUUUUCGGAGGAGGAGGUGGCUUUUGGAAGAGGAGGCAGCGGUGGUGUCGGGGAGGGGGGAAUCUCUUUCCCCGUCUGGAGAUGGUUGUGCUAUUCCUCUUUGCCUUGCUCUGGAUGGUGGAGGGGGCUUUUUGCCAGCUCCAUUACACGGUGCAGGAAGAGCAGGAGCAUGGCACGUUCGUGGGGAAUAUCGCCGAGGACCUGGGCUUGGACAUUACAAAACUUUCGGCUCGGCGCUUCCAGACGGCGCCCAACUCCCGCAGCCCUUACCUGGAGCUUAACCUAGAAACCGGGGUACUCUACGUGAACGAGAAGAUUGACCGGGAGCAGAUCUGCAAGCAGAGCCCCUCCUGCCUGCUGCACCUGGAGGUCUUCCUGGAGAACCCCCUGGAGCUGUUCCGGGUGGAGAUCGAGGUGCUGGACAUCAACGACAACCCGCCCUCCUUCCCGGAGCCCGACCUGACCGUGGAGAUCUCGGAGAGCGCCACGCCGGGCACCCGCUUCCCGCUGGAGAGCGCCUUCGACCCCGACGUGGGCACCAACUCCCUGCGCACCUACGAGAUCACCCCCAACAGCUACUUCUCCCUCGACGUGCAGACGCAGGGCGACGGGAACCGCUUCGCCGAGCUGGUGCUGGACCAGCCGCUGGACCGGGAGCAGCAGGCGGUGCACCGCUACGUGCUGACGGCGGUGGACGGCGGGCAGCCCCAGCAGCGCACCGGCACCGCCCUGCUCACCGUCAGGGUGCUGGACUCCAACGACAACGUCCCCGCCUUCGAGCAGCCCGUCUACACCGUGUCGCUGCCGGAGAACUCGCCGCCGGGCACCCUGGUGCUGCAGCUCAACGCCACGGACCCCGACGAGGGGCAGAACGGCGAGAUCAUCUACUCCUUCAGCAGCCACAUCUCGGCCCGCGCCCGGGAGCUCUUCGGCAUCGCGCCGCGCACCGGGCGCCUGGAGGUGAGCGGCGAGCUGGACUACGAGGAGAGCAGCGUGUACCAGGUGUACGUGCAAGCCAAGGACCUGGGGCCCAACGCCGUGCCCGCCCACUGCAAAGUGCUGGUGCGGGUGCUGGACGCCAACGACAACGCGCCCGAGAUCAGCUUCUCCACCGUCAAGGAGGCGGUGAGCGAGGCGGCGGCGCCGGGCACCGUGGUGGCCCUCUUCAGCGUCUCGGACCGCGACUCGGAGGAGAACGGGCAGGUGCAGUGCGAGCUGCUGCAGGGCGACGCGCCCUUCCGCCUCAAGAGCUCCUUCAAGAACUACUACACCAUCGUCACCGAGGGGCCGCUGGACCGCGAGCAGCCGGGCGGCGACGCCUACACGCUCACCGUGGUGGCCCGGGACCACGGCGAGCCGCCGCUCAGCACCAGCAAGUCCAUCCAGGUGCGGGUGAGCGACGUGAACGACAACGCGCCGCGCUUCAGCCAGCCCGUGUACCAGGUGUACGUGAGCGAGAACAACGUGCCCGGCGCCUACAUCUACGCCGUCAGCGCCACCGACCGCGACCAGGGCGCCAACGCCCGCCUCGCCUAUUCCAUCCUGGAGAGCCAGAUCCAGGGCAUGUCCGUCUUCACCUACGUCUCCAUCAACUCCGAGAACGGGUUUCUCUACGCCCUCCGCUCCUUUGACUACGAGCAGCUCAAAGAGUUCAGCUUCCAGGUGGAGGCCCGCGACGCGGGCGAGGAGCCGCAGCCGCUGGCCGGCAACGCCACCGUCCACAUCAUCGUGGUGGACCAGAACGACAACGCCCCCGCCAUCGUCAGCCCCGUGCCCGGCCGCAACGGCACCCCGGCGCGGGAGGCGCUGCCCCGCGGCGCCGAGCCGGGAUACCUGGUGAGCCGGGUGGCGGCGGUGGACGCCGACGACGGCGAGAACGCCCGCCUCACCUACAGCAUCGCGCGGGGCAACGAGGCCGGGCUCUUCCGCAUGGACUGGCGCUCCGGGGAGCUGCGGACGGCCCGCAGGGUGCCGGCCAAGCGCGACCCGCAGCGCCCCUACGAGCUGGUCAUCGAGGUGCGCGACCACGGGCAGCCGCCGCUCUCCUCCACCGCCGCCGUGCAGGUGGUGCUGGUGGACGGCGCGGGCGAGCGCUCCGGCGGCGGCGGCGGCCCGGCCGCGGGCACCGGGGCGGGGGGCGGCGGCGGCGGCUCCGGCGAGCAUCGCCCCAGCCGCUCCGGGGGGGAUAACUCGCUUGACCUCACCCUCAUCCUCAUCAUCGCCCUGGGCUCCGUCUCCUUCAUCUUCCUGCUGGCCAUGAUCGUCCUGGCAGUGCGCUGCCAGAAGGAGAAGAAGCUCAAUAUCUACACCUGCCUGGCCAGCGACUGCUGCCUGGGCUGCUGCUGCUGCUGCCCCUGCUGCAGCCGGCAGGCGCGGGCCCGCAAGAAGAAGCUCAGCAAGUCGGACAUCAUGCUGGUGCAGAGCUCCAACGUGCCGAGCAACCCCGCGCAGGUGCCGGUGGAGGAGUCGGGCAGCUUCGGCUCCCACCACCACAACCAGAACUACUGCUACCAAGUCUGCCUCACCCCCGAGUCCGCCAAGACCGACCUGAUGUUCCUCAAACCCUGUAGCCCCUCUCGCAGCACCGACGCCGAGCACAACCCCUGCGGGGCCAUCGUCACCGGCUACGCCGACCAGCAGCCCGACAUCAUCUCCAACGGCAGCAUUUUGUCCAGCGAGACAAAGCAUCAGCGUGCUGAGCUCAGUUAUCUAGUUGACAGACCCCGACGAGUAAACAGUUCUGCAUUCCAGGAAGCAGACAUAGUAAGCUCUAAGGACAGUGGUCAUGGAGACAGUGAGCAAGGAGACAGUGAUCAUGAUGCCACUAAUCGAGGUCAAUCCUCUGGCAUGGAUCUCUUCUCCAAUUGCACAGAGGAAUGUAAAGCACUGGGCCACUCAGAUCGGUGCUGGAUGCCUUCCUUUGUUCCAUCCGAUGGACGCCAAGCUGCAGAUUACCGCAGCAAUCUGCACGUACCUGGCAUGGACUCCGUUCCAGACACUGAAGUGUUUGAAACACCAGAAGCCCAGCCCGGGGCAGAAAGGUCCUUCUCCACCUUUGGCAAAGAGAAGGCCCUUCACAACAGUCUGGAGAGGAAGGAGUUCGAUGGACUGCUGUCUAAUACACGAGCGCCUUACAAACCACCAUAUUUGAAACAUGGGUGGCAGCAGAGUAAUCCCCAUCCUACAUCCCCCAGCCCCAGCCCCAGCCGUGUGUCUCACCCUUUACCUGGAUGCACCACUACGAAGGCACUUGCCAUCUCUGGAUCUCAAAGUGGAUUAUAAAGAAUAGUGAUUUAAACCUUCCUGCACCUCUAGGAGAUAGCACGGAAAAGGAUAUGCUAGUCACUUCUACAGGACUUACCUGAAGCAGCAUGAUUUGCACAAAAGAAAGUCGACCAACAAAAAGCAUCAGCUUUCAACUUCAUUAUCUUGGCCAUCCAGUUCUGUGUAACUGAAGGAUUUGUGUGCUGUUGGAGACAUCCUGGCCAACAAUAGGACCUAAUUGCUCUCAGCAGGCCUGAGAAAUGAGUUGAAAUGUGUAGAACUGUAGAAACUUCAGAGGCAACUGAUCUUGCCUCUCUGAUCAGUGUGUGCCUGUUUACAGCACUAUAUAUCUUUCUCUCUCCAAAAUGUCACUGAGCCCUUUAGAUGUUUAUAUUCACCACAAAAAGCCAAUCGUACAGAUAAAAGAGAUGUGCAUUAUAAAUGCAAUAUCACUGUUUUAAACUUGACUGUUUUAUAUUAUUUUUGUGUGAUCAAGUGUUCCCCAAACUAUUCCAACUUUACAAGAGAGAUUGUGAUCAUGUUCUUUUCACCUGUGGGUCAUAAAAAUGUUGUUAAUCAGAAGACCCACAAAAUUAUCAAAGACAUUUCUGUAGUUUAUACACCGUGUUGCAAAGUGUUUACUGUACUAUUUCAAAGCUUCUAAAUAAAUAUAAUAUAUAUAUAUUAUAUUAUAUAUAAUUUUCCGAAAAACGUGGUACAACUUAGUUGAUUUUUAAAUGGAUUCAUACAGUCUACACCAUACACUGAAGCGAGAAGAUAAUUCAGGGUUCCUAAGCUAUCCUUGCUAAAAACAAAAAUAAAAUAAACCUUUAAUAGUACUUCCCCAAAAUUCGUAUUUUGGUCGAGCCUGUUUUUCUUGUUUAAAAAAAAAAAAAAAAAAGCUGUAAGCUACAACAUUUUGUCUAAAAAGUUGUAAGGAAUUUUCAAUGCCAAAGAUGCAGCUGUCAAUAUUACCCGAAUGAGCGCUAUGUACUAUCAGAGGUAUAAACCACUCUCCAUUAUUUUGAUUAUGUUUCUAUGGUUUUUAAUUUGGAAUCACAAAAUCUUUUCUAAGGCUCUAUAAAUUCACCUGUAUAUGUUGUUAAAAAGAACACUGGGUGUCUGUACAUUUUGCAAUGUAAGAUAUAAUGUAAGUGAAGUUAAGUAUUUUAAGAAAAUCAUCCCAAGCUCAUAAAUAUGUAUACAUACAUACAUAAAUACAUACACACACACACAAACACCCACACAUCUCUCUUUAACAUAGUUUUGUGAAACUAUUCAAAUAUAUUGCCUAAAAAUAUUUCUCUUGUGGCUAGGAAUAGUUGUUGAUAGAAUUCAAAUUACAAAGGCAAAGUGUAUGCCAGACUCUUUUAUCACAAAGGAGAUUUCCAAUUAGGAACAUGGCACAUUCUCAGCUGACCCCUGUCCCAUGGGAGUUAAAAUGGUGUUGGCCACCAUCUUCGUUGGGAAAAGGAUUAAGCCCUUGCAUAUAAUCUUUAUGUUCUGUAAUAAUUCUGUGGUCUGAAACAAUAUCUUAGAGCAUUUCUUUUCUAUGAAAUAUUGAAAAAAGUAAAAUUUCAAAGGUAAAGUUUAAAACUACUUUCAUGUCCAUGGAGUUUAAGUACCAUUUACUAAAUGUAAAAAUCUAGUAAAAUUUUUUUCUUUUUUUUUUUUUGUGCUGUGAUUUUUUCCCCCCACUGUACUUUAUUACAUCAAAUAAUGAAAGCAAAUGAGAGCACACUUUGUUGUCAGCCAAUGCCUAGCCAAAUUCAAAGAAAUUCCUGCUGAUGAUUCAAUAUUAAGUAAAACAAGAGCUAAUGUUUCACUCAUUGCAGUGGGAAUUGGAUCAUGCCAUUCUAUAGGAAUUCUGUUGUCCCCACCAAUGCUGCCAUGGGAUGAAUGUGUGAGAGCUUACUGCUAUGUUGUAAUAGAAUUUGGGUUUUUUAUUUUUGUUUGUUGGUUCUGGGGUUUUUUUUGUUCUUUAUCAUGACAGUUUUUAUUAGAUAGGAGUAUAUAAAUCACGUGUGAAAUGAAAACCGAUUUGCUGUGGAUCCAAGUACACCCAGGGAAUCCAACAUUCCUGAUCAAAUUCCACGAGUUCUUUGUGCAACUAGUGUACUGGGCCCUGCCAUUGUUAAUUUAAUAUUCCAAACAAAGUAAUAUGCUCAUUAAACACUUUAAUGUGCACAUCUAGCACGUUUGUAUAACGACAAAUUUUUUCAUGAGAUCCUUUUAAAAAUGUGUAUUAUACAAAACCUAAUUCAAAAAUCCCCCAAACACCUUCAAUAGCUAUUGAUUUGAGCAAAUACAACAGUGAAAUAUUCCUCCUGCUCUAGGCAGCAGACCUUUUAGUUGCCUACAGGCUUCAUUUAUUUUAUGAAGAAAAGCAAUGGAAUUUGUGACAAAUAUUUCAUUUAAAGGAGAUUGCUAGAUUCUUGUUUCUGCUUUUAAAGCAAGAAACUCCUUGCCAUUCUGAAACCUGUUUCUAAGUUUUUAAUAGAGACAUAUAUUGUAAUUUAUGGUUGUUUUUUGGUCUUUGGGAGAAAAAGGAAGUUGUUUUACUUUCCAUUUCAUGGACAGCCAAAGUGUUUCUAUUUAAUCAAACUCUCUUCACGUCUUGCAUGCCAUUUUUUUCUGAAAAAAUUAUUAAGUAUAUCAUGUCCUGUCAGUCAUUUCCAAAACUGUACUCUUUACAUCAAGUAUGUUAUACAUACGGAUAUAUUAAUCUUUUUUAUUCUUUUUUAAUGUUCAAUACCAUUGGCAUUGGUCUGUAUAUACACAGAAAUCCUUCUGAGUUCACUGGGAGAGUCCCUGAAGGAGUCGUGGUAGGAUGCAGAAGUGUCAAGGAAAAGGAAGAAUUUAAGUACUACCUGGGCCCUCAGGAUGAAGCUGUAGCUUCUGCUGAUUUCCCUUGCUCACUGUGAGUUUUGGUGCACUAACAUUUGCUGGCACAAGCCUUGGGACACAUUAAAUCCCAGUACAUAGCUGCUGUCCCAAGAGAAGGGCAAACUGGGCAGUGCAGAGGCUCAAUUUGUCCCGUUUCUUUGUUUUAGUGGGCAGCUGGCCACCACCCUUUGAAAUUGCCUUGUUCAGCAUCUCCCACAUAUUCCAUCACACUGCUGGGUGCAGGGACAGGUCUGUAAAUGCCUUCAGACCUCUCUCAGUGUGUGUGCCUCUUCCUCUGAGCACAGGUGAUACAACUAUUGAAGGACUCUCAUCUGCAUAUUGGACCCAACAGUGAACUGAAAGUAAUCAGGAAAUGUUUAGGUUGGAUAUUAAGGGGAAAGACUGAUGCCCAUAAAACUGAGAUGAGGAAGGUUUUGGAAUCUCCUUCACUGUAGGUUUUCAAGGAGAGUGCAAAAAAACACCUGUAAGGGAUGAUAUAAGUGUACUUAAACUUGCCUCAGAGAAAAAGCACAGGGAAGGCUCUCAGUCCUGUUGUUCUGUAAUGUUCCUAGUGGGGCAUGCUGAGCUUUGGAGGAGUUAAUCUGUGCACAGCUGUAGGGAUAAAAAUGUUCUAUCCUUCAAUUAGUUAUUUGAAGCAAUAUUUAAUGUUUCAAUUUGCCAUUCUUCCAAUUUGCCAUUUAUGAGCAUAAUAGAACAAGCUGCCUGUGAGAAUAACUGUCUUUGGAGUAAAUUAGAGUUCAAGCAGAGAAGACCGGGUCUUAUAAAAGAUAAUACAGAAUCAGGUCUAUGAAUAUUUUUUUUCUUUUUUAAACUCCUGAUUUAGAUUUGUAGCAAUAGAUUUCUAAGCAGCUUGCCUAUUAAAAUUCUUCAAAAUCAGACACAAGUUUCUUCCAAAACAGAAAUACUAAAACAUUUCACUACUUGAAAUAGAAUUCCAAUUUUUUAGAGCAAGUUUUUGCUAUCAUGCCUAUUUAGGGAAGGUAUUUCCAUGAACAUAUUCUUAAAUUACUGGAACAAGGUGUAGUAAUUUUUCAUUAGUGUUGUUGCAAAAGAAGUUGAAAUGAAAAUACAGAGAUAAAUACAAUUUGUAAAGAUUCCUGCAUUAUAGCCUCUAUAUAGUUGUGGGGGAGAUACAUGUGUGUGUGUGUGCGUGUGUGUGUGUGUGUAACUAUAGUUCAAAUUCUGGGAAGUUGCCAUGGGAUUUUUUUUACAGCUCCUAUCAGUAAAAAUGUAAAAAAAAGGGUAGAAACACAUGUUAGGGUACUAAAAAACUAGACUUGUUCCUUAGUGUAGAAUGGAGUUUUGCAUUCAAGAAUUAAAUUCAGCCCCUUCUUCAUAUGUUAUACCCACAAUCAAGCACACAACUCUUUUUUUUUUUUUUUUUUACUUCCAAAAUGUUACCUGCUCCUAGAAGGAUUUUUUCUUUUCAUUCUUUUCAUUCUUUUCAUUCUUUUUUAAAGUAAUAUCAUUCCUCAGGGUAAAAGGUGGAUAAAUAGAUAGUCUUCCUAGGCUGGUAAAUUGCAAUUGCAAUUUUGCAAGGCUGUUAAAUAUUUGUAUGUCUUACCUGGAGAAAGUCGAUCGUAACCUGCCACUGUUCCAGGUUCUAGUCUUGAGUUUUAUGGCAUUUUGCCUUGUGAAUUAAAACCUAUAUAAAGGAUUAGGGGCCAAAAGAAGCAUCUUUGAUAUACAUUUCGUUAUUGCAAUUUGAUUGCAAAAAAAUGGCAGCAGCUGUCUAUAAAGGGUAGAAAGUUGUUCAUUCUAUUCUGUUUGCAGUAAUGUAAAAGACAGCCCAGUAGGACUUUAUAAUAAUAUUGUGCUAUGACAAAAUUUUGAAACUGUGAGUCAAAUCCUUUGCACUGAUCCCUACAAUCAUAGAUCAAAUUCUUCUUAAAGAGCUCCUUCAUUUUGUUUUGUCUCUAAGAAAUGGAUAUAUAUAUAUAUAUAUAUAUAUAAACAAAUAUACACAGCCAUUACAAUCCAUUGUUGAGCAUCUGUGUUUUUGUAGAUAUCCUCAUAUGUAAGAAAUAAGCAAGAACUAACUUGGACAGAUUUCUUGAACUGAAAUUGUUUUUGAAUUUGAAUUUGUUAAUAAAGUUCAUGAUAUUGACAGACAUCAAGAAAAAUGAAA
Messenger RNA from Motacilla alba alba, 9366 nucleotides. RefSeq names its product protocadherin 10 (gene PCDH10). The coding region runs from base 1149 to 4349 and encodes 1066 amino acids. The record is from RefSeq and is a predicted model, not a curated record. NCBI's taxonomy places the organism in Eukaryota, Metazoa, Chordata, Aves, Passeriformes, Motacillidae. Gene Ontology annotation, biological process: homophilic cell-cell adhesion. Gene Ontology annotation, cellular component: plasma membrane. Gene Ontology annotation, molecular function: calcium ion binding. The transcript has 7 exons.